AUGAACUCCACAGAAGAUGAAGCGUUUGAUGCCCCAAUGGUUGGAACAAAAGCCGCCUUGACUACCAUGCCAUACCAAACUCAGGAAUGUAUCUUGUACGGAUCUGUUAACCACGAUUUCGUUGCCGAUCUCGAGAGAAGAUUGGCCGGUCUCUGUGAUCAUGGAAGUACUGAUUUCCACGAACAUGAAAUGAGUUUUAGCCUGAAGACAGGCAUUAGCAAUGAUCCCGAUGUAUGUAUUCGAUUAAGAAGAAGAUUCAACCUAGAAAACAAUAGCUCCCAUCAAAACUUGUGGCAAUUCCGAUAUAUAGGAGGUCCGGAACCAGAUCAGAAAUGCCCAGUUAUCGUUCGUAAAGUGAUUGACUCCAUAACGUACUCCUAUAACAUGAUGGAAUUUGUUAAAACCAUAGGUUUACGAAUGGACUAUGAGUUCAUAGCCAGAGGAACAGCAUACACUUGCGGGAAGAUAAAGAUAAUCGUUAGUGCGCUCCAGAAGUCUGAGAAGGCGGGAAAUUACGACAAUUUGAAACGUUUGUCCGACUCUUACCUUGUAGAAAUGAGUAUAAGCCUACCUGAAAGUUCUGAAUAUACUCAGGCUGCUAAACAGUUGAGAGAUUUCGCCGAUCAGCUAUUGCCUCUUGUGCAUAUGCAGAAAGAAAUGUCAGACCCAUGUGAGAUAAAUAUCGACGAUGAUGAUGACGAGGUUCUACAAGAACCAGUAGCUGAAUCCAAUGAACAGUCGGAAGAGGCUAGUUCCAAUGUGGCGAAAGAGGAAAUGCCAUCAACUACCGAUGAUAUCAAAUCCAGCAUUAAAACUGAGGAGAUCACUGACGGAAAAAGAAAAAUCAAAGUUGCUGUGGUUGGAUGUUCACAUGGAGAGUUAGAUGUCAUCUACGGCACGCUAGAAGAAAUCGAACGUCAAAAUGGAUUCAAGUUCGAGUUAGUUCUAUGCUGUGGAGACUUCCAGUCUGUGCGGAAUUACGGGGAUUUACAACACAUGCAUGUUCCCGAUAAGUUCAAAGCUCUCAAUACAUUCUACAAGUACUACUCUCUUGAAAAGACCGCUCCUAUUUUGACUGUCUUUAUCGGUGGCAAUCAUGAAGCCUCUGGCUAUUUGAGCGAACUUCCGUAUGGAGGCUGGGUUGCUCCAAAUAUUUAUUACAUGGGAUUUGCUAGUGUCAUAAAUUUUGCUGGAUUACGAAUCGCUGGUCUAUCUGGUAUUUUCAAGGAGAAAGAUUACCACAAAGGCCACUUCGAGAGGCCGCCCUAUGAUCGGUAUUCUGAUAUUGUCUCCACUUAUCACGUCAGAAACUUCGACAUUUGGCGUUUGAAGCAAAUGAAGCCUAAAGAGAAUGACAAAAAUAAAAACUCUGUUGAUGUUAUGCUCACUCAUGACUGGCCUUGCGGUAUUACCGAUUUUGGCAAUGUAAACAACUUACUCAGGUUCAAACCUCACUUCGCUGAGGAUAUCGAAGCGAAUAAACUCGGAAACCCAGGAACUAUGAUGCUCCUUUAUGACAUAAAGCCUUGUUAUUGGUUUGCCGGUCAUUUACAUGCGUAUUUCCCUGCUUUAGUUCCACAUGCUGCUAAAAACGAAGGAGAGCGUCCCGACCCAACGAGGUUUUUAGCUUUGGAUAAGCCCAUCCCCAGAAGACAUUUUGUUCAUACUGUUGAAUUAGAAGUAGACGCAAAUGCAACCACUGAUCUGAAGUAUGAUUCUAACUGGAUAGCCAUAUUGAAAAGUACAGACCACCUAACUUCUACUGAUUACAAACAAACUUAUUUGCCCUCGUCUCAUAGUAAUGAACGUUUCGAUUUUCGACCGACCGAUGAAGAGUUGAGCAUUAUGGAGACAUACGGAGAUCUAACGAUUCCGAAAAACUUCCGUCCUACUGCUCCUCCUGUUUUUACAGAAUCUUUAUCCACAUCGGAUCAGUCACCAUCUCUCUAUUACAAGAACCCACAAACGACGGAAUUCUGUUCUCGUUUUAAUAUUACAGAUAUCAAUCAGGUGCUUCUUGCUAAGACAAGCGAAGGAGUUGGAACCCCAUUCCACGUCACAGAUAUGACGAGAGCUACAAAAGCUAGCACAGCUGAACUUCGACUGAACGAACAACUUUUCCAAGAUACCGAUUUCGUCAUCGACACUCGUCCAUCAGUUCUAGGGAACGAUAUACCGACAAACGGCAAUGAUUUUCUAGAGGGAUUCACGGCACCCGCAUGGAAAGGUAAAACGGAAGCACCAGAAGACAAAGACUCUGAGGCUAGUGAGGAAAAAGUUUUCAAACGAAGAAAGGUGGACCUCGAUGAAAGCUAA
This is a messenger RNA of Auanema sp. JU1783, 2316 nucleotides long. NCBI's taxonomy places the organism in Eukaryota, Metazoa, Nematoda, Chromadorea, Rhabditida, Rhabditidae. The record is from the annotation of a GenBank genome assembly.